CUACCGUCAUCGCCAAACGUCAUAGCAAGCAGACGAUAUUUUUAAAAUUUCCCCAAACCAUGACCUAACUCCUAAAUCUUUCCUUGUCUUUCUCCUAUCUUUCUUUCCUCAUUCCUCCUGAGUGACAACAACAACUCCCAGUGUUUUAAAAGUGUUGUGUUCGUGCGUUUAGGUUACUGUGCAGUUUAUAAAUCUGUGAACAUCAAUAACAGAGUCAUCUAUGAGUUCCCAAGUGACGAAAUUUUCUAAGGCUGUUGCUUUUGUAAGAAAGCACCCUAUCGUUAGAGGAAUUGCAUCUUAUUCUGUGAUUUGGCCUUUAGGGAGUAUUGUACAACAAACUAUACAGGGCGAAGAAGAAUAUGACUUAGCAAAAGUAGCCAGAUAUGGAUUGUAUGGAUCUUUAUAUGUUGCACCUUCACUAUAUUGUUGGUUAAAAAUUGCAAAUACGAUAUGGCCUUUGAACACUCUAAGAUAUGCCAUCACAAAGGGAGUUGUUGAACAGUUCACCUACACACCUUUUGCCAUGUCCAGUUUCUACUUUGUCAUGAGCAUAAUGGAAGGGAAGAAUACUGAGGAAGCUAAGGCGGAAGUGAGAGCUAAGUUCUUGCCAACAUACAAGGUGGGAGCUCCAAUCUGGCCAAUAAUUCAGACAUUUAACUACACUAUGAUCAAGGAGAAAAACCGGAUCGUGUUUGUCAGUUUCUGCAGCCUCAUCUGGACGACUUUCUUAGCCUACAUGAAAAGUCUAGAGCAGCACGAAGUUCCCGGAAUCGUGAAAUUGGAGGGGGAAUCUCCAGCUGCGAAGAAACUCCGUGAAACCCACGAACAAUCGAACGACAAAAGUUGGAUCGUACGAAGUCAGAAUGACCGAUAAUGAUCGUAACUUUUAGACAAUUUUAUAUUAAUUUUAACAAAAUUACUAUACAUGUUGAACAAAUUUAUUUUUGUUAUCCUAGUUAUAUGAUUAAGUUUACUUGACUCCAAGUCAUUAAAAUCAUUGUACAAGUUAAAAAUAUAGGCUAAGAUAGAUGAGAAUAAAAUCUAUAUGUUUGUUAAAAAGUAGAAAUUGUUUUUUAUUUUGUUAUGAAAUAUGGUCAUUUUCUUGCCAAUAAUGUUUUGUAAUAAAAUGUGCAGAAAUAUUUACUAAGAUCAUUUUCAUAAAAGAAACUGGAAAUUUAUAAAAAUCUUAAAUAUUAUACUCAACAUCACAACGUUUCGUGGUCUACCGAUAAUAUUCCAUUUUUAAUAAUGACAGCUAUAAAUCUAUCUAACUUUUUACUUUACCAGAAUUUGUUCAAUAUAUUUUUGUUUUUAAUUUCAACCUCUCUCUACACAUUCUAGUCCUUUACAACUAUAGGCCUACUUAUAGUGCUUUCAUUCCUCAUGUUAUAGUAUUUUAGUUUUUAUCUGUCUGUGGUAUUAAAUAGUAUUUAGGUUUAUUGUUGAAUCGACCAGUUAUUGUUUACUGUGAGUAGUUCCAAUGGUUUCCUAGAUUAUUGACUUUCAAAGUAAUUUAAGGUUAUUUUAAAAUAGAAUUUUCUGAUUUCAUGAACAGUACUUAAUUGAAUUACAACCAUCCUGCUUUUACAUAAAAAAUCAAUAUUCAAGAUACAUUUCUUGGUAACGAACCUUAAAGGUAAAAAAUAAAUAUUUUCAAAGAAACCUUAAUAAUAUAAUGUACUGUCCUUGACAGAGUAAAAAUGUCUGGCGAAUGAUUUAUAAGCCAGACUGUUUGACUUCUUUCUUAAAAUAAACUUGAAGCCUUUGCCAACCAUGUGUAAGCAGCUGGCAAAAUGUUUCAUGUUGAAAUUGUGAAAAUAUAACUUAACCAUUGUUAUGGGUUCUGAAGGGUCCUUUAGUCUUUGUUUGAACAUGAUUUUAACCAAAUUUCUAUUUUAUAUUAUUUAUUAAUUAUUUUAAAUUCUUCACCUUAUAGUGUUCCUAACCAUCUACUAGUAGUGAGAUUUUUUGUGCCUUGAAUUCGUAAACAAGGUAAUUGAAAAUUAUGUUUAGUGAAUUUAGAAAACUGAAAAUAACAAAGCAACUGUUUACGUAAUUACAGCUUGUUAUGAAGAGUUUUUGACAACCCACCGCUUUUAGGAACAAAAUUAGUUUUAAAUAUAUCCGAACCUCACUUGAAAUAUGUAGGUACUUUAAAUGUUAACCAAAAUAUUGUGUGCUAGUUGUCUUAGUGGAUUUUACCAUUUAAGUGUUCAUUGCAAAUCUCAGGUAUGCUUAUAAAGUAGUAUAGAAUUUCCCCAAUCAAUUAAAAAAUAUAGUAACUUUAUAGGCUCCGCCAUAUAUUGAACGAACCCUGAGUGCAUUAUCUUUAUGAGUAUUGAGUAAAAGAUCUAAUGAACAAUAUUUUAUUUUAUAUCCAUACACUGUACCGUAUCUGAAGUAUUUGUUGUAGUUAUAGUUAAUUAGCUUUUGUGCUCUUGUGAUAUGAUUUUUAACAAUAAAAUAUUUAUGGA
Macrosteles quadrilineatus (aster leafhopper) is the source of this 2474-nucleotide messenger RNA. Its product is annotated as mpv17-like protein. Bases 221 to 874 code for a protein of 217 amino acids. NCBI's taxonomy places the organism in Eukaryota, Metazoa, Arthropoda, Insecta, Hemiptera, Cicadellidae. The record is from RefSeq and is a predicted model, not a curated record. Gene Ontology annotation, cellular component: membrane; cytoplasm. The transcript is spliced from 3 exons.